This is a messenger RNA of Nymphaea colorata (pocket water lily), 1476 nucleotides long. RefSeq names its product DNA-binding protein BIN4. The record is from RefSeq and is a predicted model, not a curated record. Bases 140 to 1054 code for a protein of 304 amino acids. Gene Ontology annotation, molecular function: double-stranded DNA binding. Gene Ontology annotation, biological process: DNA endoreduplication; chromosome organization. Lineage: Eukaryota; Viridiplantae; Streptophyta; Magnoliopsida; Nymphaeales; Nymphaeaceae. The transcript has 10 exons. Gene Ontology annotation, cellular component: DNA topoisomerase type II (double strand cut, ATP-hydrolyzing) complex; nucleus.
CCCUGUAGGCCGGUCAGACCUUCUUGGAGUUGGAUCCCCCUCGGCUGUCCUGUGUCAUCCUUCCCUCCUCUUGUGUUCGAACUUUCUGAUCCUGCGUACCUCCGACAGGGAACGAGAGAGAGAGAGAGAGACGUUCGCGAUGAGCGACUCGAGGGAGAGUAGUCCAGAUUGGCUGCGUACUUUUCAGGCUCCGCAUGUAUCACCUGCACUGUCUAGUCCCAGUGGGAGUCAAAGUUGGAAGCAAGAUGAUGAUCUUGAGGAGUCUAAGGAGGCAUUGCAGAGUGACCUGCACAGCAAAAAUCAGAAAACAAUUCUCCUUGAUGAUGAGGUAGAUUCUCCAAACAAACUUACAAAGACCAAGGCAAAGAAGAAAACCAAGCAAGAAGAGCAUGAUGAUCAGAACGAAGUUGUGACAGUGGAUACUGAUGAAGGAGAAGCUCGAGGUGACAUUUCUGAGAAUGUGAAUGAAGAGACAUUAGAGAAGAAGGUUCAACCUCGUGUAUCUUCAAGGCUACCUCUGGUUUUGCCUGACAAAAUCAGCAGGACAAAGGCACUUAUUGAAUGUGAAGGAGAUGCACUUGACAUGAGUGGAGAUGUGGGUGCUGUUGGAAGACUUCUUAUUUCAGAUAAGUCUACCGGGGGUAAAGAAAUGCUUUUAGAUUUGAAAGGAACGAUAUACAAAACGAACAUAGUUCCUUCCAGAACAUUUUGCAUUGUCAAUUUCAGCCAGACAGAAGCAAAGGUUGAGGCUAUUAUGAAUGACUUUGUUCAGCUGCAACCACUCUCAAAUUUCUUUGAAGCUGAGACAAUGAUAGAAGGUACUCUUGAUGGAUUCUCAUUUGAUUCUGAAGAUGAGGGUGAUCGGGGACCAAAGGCACAAGCACAUAAAAACAUUCAGAACACUAAAGGUGAAGAAGACCCUAACAAUGGGAAAACUAAGCGAAAGGCCACCAAAUCAUCGGUAAUAACACAGAAAAAAGGUAAAACUGCAGCAAAACCAUCAAAGAAAGGCGGAAGGAAAACCCAGGCGUCUAAGAAAGCAAAAAAGAAGUGAUGCAAGUUGUACUUAUUUUGGAUAAGUUCCCUUGUUACAAUGCUUGGUUUUCACGUGAAGCAUGUUCAACAGCUCAGAGGAAUAAAUAUCAAACGGAAGUGGCAGUGGGAUUUUUUAAUCUUCAACAGGAAGACAACUGGUAAACCUUGUGUCUUAGGGCAGGAUCCCUCCAGCGGAGAUCAGAAUUGAUUCUAUGACCGCAAGAAUAAAGCAUAUAUUCAUUUUCUUGUAUCAGUAUGUAAACAAUUUGAGUAGAAAGAAGAAAAAGGGAAAGGAGAUGAAGAGCUUGUAAUCCGAUUUUGAGGCAAUUAAUGAAGUUAACCGUUGUGAUAGAAUGGGUGUCUUCUAUUACUGUGGCUGUACUUUGUGUAUCUUAAAUCUCAGGAAGUGGAUGGAAGCACUUUGCAUCCUGCUAGUCGAAA